Messenger RNA from Danaus chrysippus (African queen), 1104 nucleotides. Lineage: Eukaryota; Metazoa; Arthropoda; Insecta; Lepidoptera; Nymphalidae. The record is from the annotation of a GenBank genome assembly.
AUGAGAGCCUUCACGAUCAUCUUGUUUUGCGUCGGAGCGCUCGCCUCCGCAUCAUCAGCCCCAAUCAAUCAAAACUCGCCCCAAAGAGCAGAAUACAACUACGACUAUGAAGGCGAUAAUACAAACCAAGCCAAAGACCCAGCGGAAGCUGCAAGCCAUUAUGACUCUUAUAUCCAGGACGUUAAGGCAGCAGCUAACGGGGGUGGUGGAAAGAAGGGCUUCAGCAGAGGCAGUGGCUUACGAACGAUAGCCGUGGGAUCAGCUAAUCAAGCGAAAACAGCGCUUGGAAACCAGCAGGCCGCGGCAUACCAAGCGGCGUAUGUAGCUAAGAAUACUUUAGCUCAAUCCGCUGCCCAGGCGAGUGCUACAGCGCAGGCAGCGCUGGCCGGGAAGCAGGUUAUACUGUCUGGUCUGGAACAACAAGUGAGGGACGCGAAGGUUGGACUUCAAGGAGAGGAGAUGCAGCUCCAGCAGGCGAAGAGAGCGGCACAGUCCGCAGCACAAGCAGCGCAACAAGCGAUGCACCAGGUGAACGUGAUCCAAGCAGCGUUAAACGCAGCUCAAGCUACAUCAGAAAAUGCGAAUGAGGCAGCGUCUCAAGCUGCAGGAGAGCUUGGAGCUCAAACAGCCAUGGUGGGUGCAGCACGACAGAGACUGUCAACACUUCAGGAACAACUCAAAGGAGUCAGAAUCGACUUCGAGGCCACUCAAGCUGCUGCUAGGAAGGCUCAGGCGGCUGCUCAACAAGCUCAAGCGAAUGCCGCUGAUGCUGCAGCGAAGGCUGCCGCUGCCGGCCUGGCUGCCAACAAGCCCGACGCCUCACACGAAGGAUUCGGUCCCAACCAGGAUCCAGUCACCUUGCACGCAACCCGAAGAUCCAAACCCAUCCAAAACAUCAAAACCUUCACACUUAACCUCGCACAGAAUCCAGGCCAAUGGCACAAACAGGAACAACCAAUACAGUUCCGGUCAUUGAACCAUGAACCGUUAAAAAUAUCAAAAACUAAAACGAUAAAACUGUUAGAUUCUGAAUCAUUUGAAAAGUUCCCAAGCUUUGCUGAUGGCGGUUAUGUUUUAAAUUCUGAACCUGAAUUUAAGUGGUAG